Messenger RNA from Hevea brasiliensis (rubber tree), 1244 nucleotides. Its product is annotated as NDR1/HIN1-like protein 2. NCBI's taxonomy places the organism in Eukaryota, Viridiplantae, Streptophyta, Magnoliopsida, Malpighiales, Euphorbiaceae. The transcript has a single exon. The record is from RefSeq and is a predicted model, not a curated record. Gene Ontology annotation, biological process: defense response to other organism. The coding region runs from base 46 to 648 and encodes 200 amino acids.
UUUAGUUAACAAUCCCCUCGAGAAGUCUUUUUUCUCAGCAAAUUAAUGGCUCUCCACAAAGACACUAAAGCUCAGCUUUCUGUCUAUCUCUGGUUUCUUCAAGUUUUUGUCGUGUUAGCUUCCAUCUCCUAUCUAAUUUGGAUAUGUUUAACCCCUAAAUAUCCUAUCUACACGAUCACCAGUGUUAAUAUUCCACUUUCACAUGGAAGCAAUUCAACACUUCAUCACCAAAGAGUCGCUCCAAACACCUCUAUUAUCCUCCUACUCCAAAUUUCAAACCCCAACCAAGGAUUAGGCAUCUACUGUGAUGACAUCCACUUAGCCUUGCAUUACAAUGAUUCUGUUAUCGGCAACAAGUCCCUGCAAGGGUUCUACGAGGGCUACGGAGAGAAUAUUUCCUUGCGAGUUCCAGUGAAUCCAAGCCAUAAGUUUUGGUUUUGGAGAGGAACAACCAGCAGUAUUAAUGUGAGAGUUAGUUUAAAAAAUAGAAUCAAAUUCAAGUACAAGAUAUUCAGAACUGUGACAAAGCAUCACCAGAUAGAUGUGGAGGCAUCUCUUCCCAUUGGUUUGAAUGGAAAGAUUCUGGGAAACCUGAAUAUAAACCUACAGAAUAGUGUCAAAGCCAGGCCCACAAGAAAAGGGAACUAAGGUUUAGUUUCUUACUAAUUUCCUAACAGUUAUAUAAUUAUUUUCCUAGUCAGUAAAAUUACUUUAGUAUAGGUAUAUACAAUGCAAUUAGACCAUGGGGAAAUGGUGUUUCUUGGAAUUUAUCACUUGGCAAGUUAGUGAUGCAGCUAAGAGAUUGCAAGAAAUUUUCCAUUCUUACUGCAAUACUGCAAGCCUUGCUGCUCUGUCUUCAGGAAAACUAUCAAGAUUGACUGAUCGAACACCUUUUAUUAGAUCAAUUGUAAAGUUAUAUUUACUGUAUGAACCUAGUUUAUUCAUUAUUAGAUGGAGGCUCAAUGGCUGAAUAAAAACUGAUGGGUUACACAAGAAAUAGGUAACACUUUUCCUUUAACAACUCUCACAGGAAAGGUAAAGAAUCUACCCUGCUCCUUGCACCUUUUAAGGUGCGGAGGAAGACUAACCACGUUAUGAAUCCCAAUUUAGUUAGUUGUCGAUCAUGGCCAGAAGGCAUGAAGAAGACUUUUGUCGCACCUUUUAUCUCUUGUGCCAAUGAGGGUUUGGAUUGGCCUGUUGCAUCACAGAAGCAAAAUACCACUAUGAAGAAAAGCAUAUAUCUC